AUGAUAUAUAGAGCAACAAGUCCAUUGUUAUUAGAACCUGACUGGGAAGCUGUUUUACAGUUGUGCGAUAUUGUUAAAUCUAGUGAAGUAACGCCAAAAUAUACUGUGCAAACAAUCAAAAAGAAGUUUAAUAGUGACAAUGGACACGUUGUAUUAAGAUCAUUACAAUGUUUGGAAUCAGUUGUAAAAAAUUGUGGCUCACAUAUUCAUCAAGAAUGUGCUAAUCGAGAUUUUGUUGAUGCAUUAAGAGAAUUGGCUAAAAAUGGGCCAGAACCAGUGCGAGAUAAAGUGUGUGAACUUAUUCAAUGCUGGUCACAUGGACUUGGUCAACAAUAUCAAAUAUUUACAGAUACUUAUAAUUUGAUGAAAUUAGAAAGUUAUCGUUUUCCAGCGUUAAAAGAAUCGGAAGCAUUUUUUGAAAGUGAAGUAGCUCCUGAAUGGAAAGAAGCAAAUCAAUGUUUUCGUUGUCGUACAAAUUUUACAACGUUUAAUAGAAAACAUCAUUGCCGAAAUUGUGGAGAGACAUUCUGUCAAGCAUGUUCAUCUAAACAAUGUCCGAUUCCCAAAUAUGGAAUAGAUAAAGAUGUGCGUGUUUGCGUAGCUUGCUACGAUAAACUAAUGGGUAAUACAACCCUUAGUGAGUUUGGAGUAUCAAUGACAAAUCCGACGGCAAACACUUCCACAACAACUACAGGAAUAUUUAAACCAUCAAAUUCAGCUACCUCCGCACCAACAGUUACAUCACAGACAAAAAGUCAAGCCGAAUUAGAAGAAGAAGAAGCAUUUCAAUUAGCUUUAGCUAUAUCGCAAAGUGAAGCAGAUGAAAAAGAACGACAAAAGAAAAUGUUAACCCAGAAAUACGCCUUAGCAACGGUGGAUAACAAUACAUCAAUAUCCACACCAUUGACAGCAACGGUUUCGGUUCCUGUUGCACGACAAUAUAACUCCGAUGAAACAGAUCAGUUUGCUGGUGGGGAAUUAUCAAAAUAUUUAGAACGAUCUUAUUGGGAACAAAAACAGCAGACAAACAAUUUAGUAGAAUCGAAUGCAACUAUUACUGGUAAUCCACCCGUAUCAUCGACAUCUACCAUCUCAGCAACGAGAACAUCUUCACUGCAUGAUAGAUUUCCAAACGAGCAUGAUAAGGCAACAACAAAUCUGUCUGAUUCAACUGAUCAUUUUGUUAGUAACAACGAAAUCGAUGGUUUUGUCGAUUUGGUUACGCAACAUAUCAAUAACUUUAAAUUUCGAAUGUUAAGUAAUCAACAGCGUAGCAGAAACAUAUCAAAUGAUACAGCAGUUCAAUCAGUAUUUCUUAUAUUACAACAUUUUCAUCCAGAAUUAAGUCGCUUUAUGCAAUUACUAGAGAAUAAACGAGGUUAUUAUGAACAUUUGCAAGAUAAAUUAAAUCAAUUGAAAGAUGCCCGUGAAGCUCUGAAUGCUUUACGCUUGGAACAUUAUGAGCGGAAGCAACGUGAAGCAAUGGAACGUGAACGUCAACGACAAAUGCAAUUAGCACAUAAAUUAGAUAUAAUGAGACAAAAGAAACAAGAGUAUCUCGAAUAUCAACGACAACUACAUUUACAACGUUUGGCUGAACAAGAACGAGAAAUGCAAGUGCGCUUAGAACAACAACGUCAGUUGAUACUAGCACGAGAACAACAAUCACAGAACUCACGUUUAGUUGCAUCCGGUCAAACAUUAACAACGGCGCCGUAUGAUUAUGGAGCACAACACUUAUCAACAGGAAUACAAUCGCAUCAGCAAUUUAAUAAUUAUCAAAAUCCUGUGCUAAUGCCGAUGUAUGAUCCAACUAUACCGCCUCAGACACAAUAUCCAGUUUAUUCUCAGUCUCAUUUGCCAUCAAUGCCACUAUAUGAAUAUCAAGUAUCAUCACAACAGCAUCAUCAAAUUAACGCACAACAAGCAUUAAACUCUUAUGUAGCUCCAACUGAUAAUAAUUCCAACGUGAUUCCAACAAUGCGUCAUAUAACAUUUUUAAACAGUAAAAAGAUGUCUGAUACUCAAGAACAACAGGCUCAACGUCUACAACAAGACGACCGAACAUCUCAAGGUCUACAACAAGACGACCAAACAUCUCAACGAAAUGCUCAACAACCGCUAGAUAGACAUUUAUCUCAAGCUAAAAAUGAACAUAGCAAUGGUACAAAUGUGAAUGCUGGUAUUGAUUCAACAUGUCAUGGUAAUAAGGCUGCAGAAAAAUCAACAAAUGAGAAUGGUAAAUAA
Molecule: messenger RNA, 2247 nt
Organism: Didymodactylos carnosus
Lineage: Eukaryota; Metazoa; Rotifera; Eurotatoria; Philodinida; Philodinidae
Source: the annotation of a GenBank genome assembly